UCCAGCACCAGCAGUUUUAGUCAGAAAGUAUCACACCCAGAGCGAGGAACAAUGGGAAGUGCCAAUCAGAGGCAAACUUUGUUCUGGUUGGAUAUUUCCGGCGUCAAUCAAAAGAGGCCUGCCCUCGAUCUUGGAGUAUUAGUUAAAGAGCUGGGGACGAGCUUUCGGAGUAGUGAUAUUGCUGGUGAGGCGUUGGUGCGUGUUUCCAUCGUGGAGGCGAUCUGAACAGGUCUGCGACUUGCGGCAGCUUCUGUGUGGCUUGUGUCUGCUACAACAGGGUACCCAGUGGAGGAGCAAGUUGUUGGAGUUGGCAACUUCUGGAUUUCUCCAUUAACUUGUGGUAACAGGCCCUUCCGGCCCAAGGAGUCCGUGCCGCCCAUUUUAAACCCAAAUUAACCUACCCGUACGUCUUUGCAAUGUGGGAGGAAACCGGAGCACCCGGAGGAAACCCACGCAGACACGGGAGAAUGUACAAACUCCUUACAGACAGCGACGGGAAUCGAACACCGAUCGCUGGUGCUGUAAUAGCGUCGCACUAACCGCUGCGCUACCAUGCUGCCCCAAUUCCAAUGUGAAGAGAAACAUAAACUAACAAAAGUAUGUCCUUUGAAACUACUGAAACAGAAGAGAUGAUAACUUCUCUUCAUAUAAAAGUCUACCAUCCACAGGCGUCCGUGUUUAAGUCCCUGAAUUUCAAUGAGAAGCAGAAGUACCGAGCAGAAGAAUCGAUAAAGUUUGGCCGUGACUCCAGAGUAUGCCAUUUUCCUCUGUUGGACAAACGUGCUUCACGAAUUCAGUUUGAAAUACAAUCUUUCCGACACAACGACAGCUCAGAGCUCUGUUUUGAAAUCAAAAAUAUAAGCUUGAAGACGCGACUAAAUGUCAAUGGUGCAGUUUUGGAUCACCUCAAUAGGAUUGAUUUACCAAAGAAGUGUAUUUUACAGUUCAGUGAAUUCCAGUUCUAUCUUGAAAAAGACGAUGGGGAAGCCAGGGAACAUUUUGAGAUCGACCUUAAUCUUUCUCUUGUUCCAUUUUGUCAAGAGGCCAUAGUGGAGACUCUAUCUCAUCCUGUGGCUGAAAGUGGCAUUUUGAAUAUCCCAGUGACCCAGUGCCAAUUUCAGUCUGCAGUAGAAACUGAUGAAAAUGUAUUAGUGCCAUAAGAUUAUUAUAUGCUACGUAGUAUGGUGAACUUAUGGUAGGCUAUUCAUAUAUCAUGUAUGACUUGUGGGUUUAGCAAUUAAAUGCUACCAAUAAAUUCAAAAACAAAAUACUCCAGAUACUGGAUUCUGCAAUUAAAGCAGAAAGUACUGGAAAGCAGAUCAUAUGUGAAACUGGAACCUUUAUGUUUCAGGUUGAUGACCUUUCAUCUGAGCUGUUUUGUUUAUAGUAGCAAUGGAGUUAAUUACUUCAACUCCAUUGUUGCUGGUUUUGAAUUAGUAUUUUCUGCCUUUGUCAUCAGUACCCCUGUCAAUGAUGAGGCACUCUUAAUAUUGAUUAACCACCACUGAAAAACUUGUUUCCUGCUGGUGAAAUUAUUGUAUCUUCAUUUUAUCCCAUACAUUGUCAUGUACUGCCUAUACAAAUACAUAACAGAAAUUAUUUAGAAAUUGUGAUAACAUGAAGAAUUGUAACACUAGAGGCAAACUCACCACUUCUGAUAAUGCCAUUUCUUAACCAAACCAUUGUUUAAAUUUCCCAGCUACUAAUCUUUUAUUUGAGUUUCUGAAGAGAAAGCAAGAUCAGACUGUUGGAUGUUAUUCCUGUAAAUAAAUGCUUUCAUUUAGAUUUUUUAGAUGUUGCAUUGUAAUAGUUGUUGUAAUUGUAGUAGUAUAAUAAAUUGUUCCAGUGAACUUGAUGAGUUUCAAGAGAAGAUGGUCCCAGUGAGGUUAUAGUAUGGUAAAUGGAGCACUACUGUGUUUAAGGGGAACAUGGGAAAUAGAACAGAUGAUGGUGCAGGGGAGUUUAAAGAGAGGAGAGGAAAUUUGGCCCAAGUGUUGUUUAAAGGGAAUACUAGGAAACAUUGGCUAGUAAGCCAAAGACCAUCAGGAUUUUCAAAUAAUUGGAAAGUGGACUAUCAAUAUUUUACUGUAUUUGGAACAAUCAGAAUAUAAAAUGUUACCUUUAUUGAACAAAUAGUGGCAGCAAAUGUAAAAGUAACAAUAGCAAGGCUGUCAAUCCACUAUUUCUCUAAGACAGUAAAAAAGAUCUUUGCCAUACUUACCAAUUUUUCAGUUAACUGACAUUGACUCAGUAUUGCGAUCACAAUGAUUGCUAAACUACUGGUUUAACAUGGAAAUUCUAGAUUAUGAACUUGCAAAAUUAGGAAUGGGGGAGACCACUUCACCCAUCAAGCUGUCUUCACCAGUUAAUAAGAUCAUAGCUGAUCUGAUUACAACCUUAACUCUGCAUUCUUACCUACGUAUAAUAACAUUCCUCCUCCCCACCCUUGCUUAUCAAGUACCUCUCCAUCUCUGCCUUAAAAAAAAUCAAAAACUGCUGCCACCAUCCUUUGAGGAAGAGAUUUGCAAAGACUCGUAACCCUCUGAGAGAAAAAAAUAGCCUCACCUCUGUCUUGAAAAUCAACAAAAAACUACAGAUACUAGAAAUCUGAAAUAAAAGCAGAAGAUGCUGGAAACACUCGGUAGAUCAGGCAGCAUCUGUAUAAAGGGAAACAGAGUCAAUGGGUUGAAAUGCACGUAGAUUUAGGCAGUGGUUCUCUUCACAAGUCAGUGCAUUCCUGACAUCUGUGUCUGUACAUUGCAGCACAGGAAUUGGGAAUGAGCUGGAGAUGGAGAUCUUCUGACCUUCUGCUGGACUGCAGGAACGGAGCUUAGAGAGUUUAGUCAUACUGAGCUGAGGAGCCAGAUAUAUUUGCCCCUCUGCUUUAUGGCUGGUAUAUGUAGUGUGACUCCCCUGAUGUGGAUGGAAGAGGCAAUUGAAGAUAGGUUGUGUGUUUUUUUUAUUUUAAUUCAUAUUAAUGCCAAUAGUUCUGUUCCCAGUAUUUCCUUUUAUUGCGUUGAACACAUUGCUUAUUUUGUAUUUUUAUUAAGAUGACCCUGGUCCAUUUUUGGCUCAUUGCUUCGAAGUGAAGCUCAUCUAUAUUUAAAACUAAUUUUGAAUUCAGCUGCAUUAAUGUCACUUUUAGCUGGAUUUCCCCUAAAGUCAUUUUCUUGAAUAUUCAGGCUCAUAAAUUAUAAUUAAAUCAUACUGGUCCAAGGACGCAAUGUUCCAGAAAACUGUCAAGUAUAUUAUCAAAUAAAAGUUGCCACCUUUGAAACUCAACCUGCUCUGCUUCUCCCGAUCUAUGUGAAAAUUGAAGUGUCAGGAUAUAAUAAAGUACUUUUGCAGCAA
Pristis pectinata (smalltooth sawfish) is the source of this 3351-nucleotide messenger RNA. It is a transcript of the gene tifa, whose product is annotated as TRAF interacting protein with forkhead associated domain. The transcript is spliced from 4 exons. The coding region runs from base 600 to 1160 and encodes 186 amino acids. The record is from RefSeq and is a predicted model, not a curated record. Lineage: Eukaryota; Metazoa; Chordata; Chondrichthyes; Rhinopristiformes; Pristidae. Gene Ontology annotation, biological process: canonical NF-kappaB signal transduction. Gene Ontology annotation, molecular function: protein binding.